AUGUGUCAGGUGACACAUAGAAUAAGUUCUCUUACAGCCUCCACCAUGCAGUUGAUUACACUGCACAACCGAAGUUGGGUUUCAGAGUUCAUCCUGCUUGGCUUCUCCAGUGACCCCAUGACCAACAGCAUCCUCUUCCUUGUCUUCCUUCUCAUGUACCUGAGCUCAGUCCUGGGCAACGGGCUCAUCAUCAUGCUGGUCUGUCUGGACACACAGCUGCACACGCCCAUGUACUUCUUCCUCUGUACCCUCUCCCUGUUGGAUAUGAGCUAUGUCACCACCACCGUGCCCCAGAUGUUGGUGCAUCUUCUUGCUCACUCUCGGACCAUUUCCUUUGCUGGCUGCUGGCUGCAGAUGUAUGUGUUUGGUGCCGUGGGUAUAACUGAGUGCACCUUCUUUGUUGUCAUGGCUUAUGACCGGUAUGUGGCCAUUUGCUAUCCACUGCGCUAUACUGUCAUCCUCAGCUGGGGCCUGUGCAUACGGUUAGCAUCAGGGUCUUGGAUCUGUGGUUUCUCUUCCUCUUUAUUGCAUACUUUCUUCACCAUGAGUCUGCCAUAUUGUGGGCCCAAAAGGGUCAACCACUACUUGUGCGAAGGUCCUUCAGUUCGUAGCCUGGCUUGCAUGGAUACCCACCUCAUUGAGAUGGUGGACCUGGUAUUGAGUGUUUUUAUGAUUAUCACUCCAAUCUCCCUCAUUGUGGCCUCCUACAUUCACAUUGCCAAGGCAAUUCUGAAGAUCAAGUCCACCCAGGGCCGCUGCAAGGCUUUCUCUACCUGUGCCUCCCACCUGACUGUGGUUACACUCUUCUACAUUCCUGCUACUUACAUCUACAUGAGGCCUAACUCCAGCUACUCUCCUGAGCAAGACAAGCAGAUCUCACUCUUUUACAAUGCUUUCACACCCUUGCUCAACCCUGUGGUCUACAGUCUGAGAAACAAGGACAUUAAAAGGGCAUUUCUUAAGGUGAUGGUUUAUGGCAGGUGGACUUGUGGACCAGGAUGGUGA
Messenger RNA from Rattus rattus (black rat), 1005 nucleotides. RefSeq names its product olfactory receptor 2A12-like. The record is from RefSeq and is a predicted model, not a curated record. Gene Ontology annotation, biological process: G protein-coupled receptor signaling pathway. Gene Ontology annotation, molecular function: G protein-coupled receptor activity; olfactory receptor activity. Lineage: Eukaryota; Metazoa; Chordata; Mammalia; Rodentia; Muridae. Gene Ontology annotation, cellular component: membrane.